AUGACAUCAUUUAUGUUUAUGGGUCAUAAGAUCAUACAAUUAAAGGCACUAGAUAUGAUUUAGAAAUGCAAAGCGUUCGCUGAUUAAAAGUGAUUUUUUGUGUUCUUAUUUUUAGUGUGAAUUCAGCGCCACAGUCACCAAAGCUACAGUAUCUAGAUUAUUGGAAGUUUCAAGCACAGAUCAACCUUUCUUUGCAACUUAUGACUUUACAUAAAUACUACAAGCAAUACUACUACAAAUAAAACUAACACAACAACAUCAACAACUGUUACUUUAUCAAUUUAAACGAUGUCUAGGAUCAUAAUUAUGUCAAUCCCAGCACAUUAUAUAUAUUUAGGAUUGUUAAUCGGGUUGAAUUAUCAUCUAAGAUAUAUAAGAUUGUGAUGAAAAUCUAAAUUAGAAUAUCUUAGAUUCUAUCUUGCCAAUCAAACAAAACUUAACUAGAUGCUUUUAACGAAAUGCUAAUAAUCAGGCUAUUUAGUCGACAAAUGGUAGAACCAUUAAUAAAGAAGGAAUAGUUUGUCUACUUUUUCUCCUUUUUUAUCGUUAACAUUUUUUUUAACUAUUUCAUAUUCAAAUUGUUUUGA
Messenger RNA from Paramecium octaurelia, 587 nucleotides. NCBI's taxonomy places the organism in Eukaryota, Ciliophora, Oligohymenophorea, Peniculida, Parameciidae. The record is from the annotation of a GenBank genome assembly.